AUGAGGCAGGUUGUGUUGAGAGCAAGAUAUGUUCCUCACAAGUCGAUUAGAGUGACAACGAUAAGGAACCUGGUGGUGUUCUACGCCAAUGUUACUCGAUUGAGCAGCGUUGUCCUUGAGGAGCUCUGUAAUCUCAUUGGUUACUUCUCCCAAGAUGCCACAUCCGCAAUGGUUGAAUCAACUUUCCUCCAAAUCCAUCGAAUCAUAAUUUCAACGGAAUAUGAAAAUGUUGAAGAGCCAAUAAGUCUCCAGAGCAAAUUUCUUGAUGAUGCCAAAAAUCUAGGAUUACACUCCAAAAUGUGGUGGCUUUCAAUGGGAACCGAUCAAGCAUUGCAAGAGAAAAUGCUCUCAAAAAUUCAAUUAGAAGUGUCUGAGACGUUGGGAGAAGAAACGCCAAGUGAUCUCUCUAUUCAGCUCUUCUUGUUGAAAGAGCGGCCAAGCAAUGUGAUUUGUAAGGAUGAUGUGAUGGAAUGCAUGAAGAAUGAGCUCGGAGAAUACAUUCUCACUAAAAUUGUGUCCAAUGAAGGCACAAAACGAGAAUUCGAGCUUCUUCAUUCUCUCUACAUUCCCCUAUUCACGAAAUACUGUUCUCAUUUGUUCUUUCCUUUUGCAUUGGCUGUUAUUAAGAUGUUAACAGAGAUCAAAAGUUGUGAAUCGUCUGCUUUUAUGCUCACAUUCUUUGACGCAAUAGUAGAGAAGGUUGCUGAUGAUCAUCUAGAAGUGCUCAGUCGUGGCUUCUUGGACUAUCUAGGAGGCAAGGAUGUGAUCGGGAUGAAGAGACAAAAGAAAUCAGUGGAAGAAUAUGAUACCAAAGAGUUCAACGCCAUCGUGGCUAUUCUCCACUCGCUUAGGAUUAAACUUCUUAAUAAAUUUAUAACAGAAGUGGAUGUGAACUCCUUCCUCACUGAAUGCGUUGAACAGCUCGACGUAGCUUCUGCAUUCCCAGUGAAACAACAAAUAUGUCAUCUCAUGUCAAGAUUCAUUCGAAGAUGCUCUGAUCCCGAAUUGACGUUACAAUGCAUUCGCGCUUGCUCCAAUAUUGUAAACGAAGAGAAGAAGUCGUUGAACAGCCUCCCAGCGCUAGAUUGCUUUGUGACUGUAACGCUGAGUGCUUCACAAAGCAACCCAAAAGUAUCACAAGAAUCGAUAGAACAUAUUGAAUCCCAGCUCUCGAUUGCUAGUCAAAGUACACCGGUUGCAUUAAUCAUUGUGGAUGCUCUUACGAAAUAUAGAGCUAAUUUGGACGCGAAUUGGGCGCCAAUUAUAGUCAAAUUGGCGUUAUUUGGUCCUGUUCCCAAAAAAGAGACACGAGUCAUCUCGUAUGCCUAUUCGAGAAUUUUCGAAGAAGAGGAGUCGCAUUUUGAGAAAGAUCAAAUUGAACGAUUGGAUGAAGUGGUUCAGAAGGCUCGUUUUAAGGCUGUACUCCUCGCUUUAAAACUGUCAUCUGAAGAUAAUACCAGAUGGACCUAUCCAUUGAUGGAAGAGAUUUUUAAAGCGUCCGCGGUUAUGGAUCAAAGUUCUAGUAGAUCGUUCGGUCUUUCAAUGGCACAUAGACAGAAGACAAGAGGUGUGGAAUUACUUCAUUUGCUGACAACUAGAAUUGAAGAUGAGGAAUUCGCCGAGAAAAUCUUCGACUUUUGUAUCAAAUGCGUCGUCGAUCCGUGCCAACAGUUCUCCAUCAAGUUAAUUGUCGAAUGGACCAUAGCUAGACUAUGUGCCAAAUUUGACAAACUUUUCAAAAAACUCAUUGACGAUAGUUUUGAGAGAAAUAUGGCUGCUCAACGAAUCGGUUCGAUGUCUUCCUGGUUGAACGUUCUCAUGCUCAUAUCUCGUGCUUCUCCGAAAAAUGUGGACCAAUGCCUUGAAAAGGUCAUCGUCUGGUGUACAGCUCAAAACUUCCCUGUCAGAUGUAGUGCUCUCGCAGCAGCCCGUCUCAUGUUCUCCACACUCGACAAGGAUCGUCGGAAGAAAUGGAGACUCGUCAAAUCCAUUGUUACUUUGAUGCGGAACCUUCUGGAAACUCUAGAAGAGUCAUUGACAAUCUCUGUUCCGAUUUUUACUUUGCCAAACUCCAUAUCGAUGAUCACUUUGACUUCCAUACUGUGCUUUCGCUUAUCGCAAGUCGAACAGGAAUGCCAGCAGAGGAAACGAUUCCAGAAAAGAUUAUAG
Molecule: messenger RNA, 2169 nt
Organism: Caenorhabditis briggsae
Lineage: Eukaryota; Metazoa; Nematoda; Chromadorea; Rhabditida; Rhabditidae
Exons: 7
Coding region: 1-2169 (722 amino acids)
Biological process (GO): tRNA methylation
Molecular function (GO): tRNA (guanine) methyltransferase activity
Source: RefSeq, a predicted model, not a curated record